Molecule: messenger RNA, 3162 nt
Organism: Pangasianodon hypophthalmus (striped catfish)
Lineage: Eukaryota; Metazoa; Chordata; Actinopteri; Siluriformes; Pangasiidae
Gene: fbxl14b
Product: F-box and leucine-rich repeat protein 14b
Exons: 1
Coding region: 649-1851 (400 amino acids)
Biological process (GO): SCF-dependent proteasomal ubiquitin-dependent protein catabolic process
Cellular component (GO): SCF ubiquitin ligase complex
Molecular function (GO): protein binding
Source: RefSeq, a predicted model, not a curated record
CAAGAUGUAGCGCGAAGCACAGUGUGAAGGAUUAGAUUCUCUGCUUUUAUUUCACACACGACACUCUGACUGGGUUUGGGUUAUGCUCCUCCCACCCCCGGAGCAGCGCGGUGCAGGCGGCCCUGCCAAGUCAGUUUGAAAAGAUCAGACAAAGGCAGCAGGAAGCCCCUCGGCUUGGCAAUGCGUGCGUGCGAGCGAGCGGAGCGCCAACGCCGAGCGAAAGCUCACUUUAUUUUCUGAACCGACGCUCAUACAGCGCGUAAAUCUUCACCCACUUUCGGCUUUCGAGGCAGUUCUGAAGAUCUUUAGAGGGGGAGAAAAUGUACGAGCGCCUGGAUCCUCGCGCAGAGCGGAGACGGUUAUCUCAGCACAAAAUGGGCAGCGUCGCGUGACCGCGCGCGAGCGUUUCCCCUCCGUUUUACUGCCGGUUUGUGCUGGAAAGCAGCUUUUUCUCCCCCUCCGGGCUUUUGCACACCUCCUGCGCCUGUCCCAGGAGCUGAUCGAUGUAGAAAAGCAACGCAGCCGGAGAUUCGGAGGAUCCUCUAUCACUAUUAUUAUUAUUAUUAUUAAUAUUAUUAUUAUUAUUCCCUGCUUCAGUAAAAGGGGGAAGUGAACUUGUGGCUAGAGAUCUUUUACGCGCAUGUUAAGAUGGAGACGCACGUCUCGUGCCUCUUCCCAGAGAUUUUAGCCAUGAUCUUCAGUUACUUGGACGUGAGGGACAAAGGCCGGGUGGCCCAAGUGUGCACAGCGUGGAGAGACGCGUCCUACCACAAGUCGGUGUGGAGGGGGGUGGAAGCCAAGCUGCAUCUCAGGAGGGCCAACCCGUCCCUGUUCCCCAGCCUUCAGGCCCGGGGCAUCCGGAGGGUGCAGAUCCUCAGCCUGAGGCGCAGCCUGAGCUAUGUGAUCCAGGGCAUGCCCAACAUCGAGAGCCUGAACCUGAGCGGCUGCUACAACCUGACUGACAACGGCCUGGGGCAUGCUUUCGUCCAGGAGAUCUCCUCCUUGCGUGUUCUCAACCUGAGCCUGUGCAAGCAGAUUACGGACUCCAGCCUGGGCAGGAUAGCUCAGUACCUGAAGAACUUGGAGGUGCUGGAGCUGGGUGGCUGCAGCAACAUCACAAAUACUGGCUUGCUGCUGAUCGCGUGGGGCUUGCACAGGCUCAAGAGCCUCAACCUGAGAAGCUGCAGGCACGUCUCCGACGUGGGCAUCGGCCACCUGGCAGGCAUGACCAGAAGCGCCGCUGAGGGAUGCCUCAGCCUGGAGUACCUCACGCUUCAGGACUGCCAGAAGCUCACAGACCUGUCUCUCAAGCACAUCUCCAAAGGCCUGGCCAGGCUCAAAGUUCUCAACCUGAGCUUCUGCGGGGGCAUCUCGGACGCCGGCAUGAUCCAUCUGUCCCACAUGACCAGCCUGUGGAGUCUUAACCUGCGCUCGUGUGACAACAUCAGCGACACGGGCAUCAUGCAUCUCGCCAUGGGGACGCUACGACUUUCUGGCUUGGAUGUGUCUUUCUGCGACAAGAUCGGCGACCAGAGCCUGGCGUACGUAGCCCAGGGCCUGUACCAGCUCAAGUCCCUGUCGCUGUGCUCGUGCCACAUAAGCGAUGAUGGCAUCAACCGGAUGGUGCGCCAGAUGCAUGAGUUGAGGACCCUGAACAUUGGCCAAUGUGUGCGGAUUACAGACAAAGGCCUGGAGCUCAUAGCGGACCAUCUGACCCAGCUGACCGGCAUUGAUUUGUAUGGAUGUACAAAAAUUACUAAGAGGGGACUGGAGAGGAUAACACAGCUCCCCUGCCUUAAAGUUUUGAACCUGGGCCUUUGGCAGAUGACUGAAAGUGAAAAAGUGCGGUAAAACUUGGGUGAGAUUGUGCAGGGGAGGGGGAGGGGUGUGACGUGGGCGGGGAAUUUACAUUAUUCUAAAGAGGGGGGUGAAUACAGCGUGGAUUAAAGCGAUUCAAAUUUAUUCGUCUGGGAAGAAAAUAUGAACAGUAUUUCAUCUGGCAUUUUAUUAACCCAUUGUAUCAGUCAGAGUGUGAUGUGCAACACUUAAAAAAAAAAGUUUUAAUCUCUAACCGGUUGCAAUACUAGCCUAAAUCGUGUCCUUCCCUACUAAAUGUCGCGCCUAAAACAUUUCGGCUACCUCGUACCUGUGUUUUAACUUGUAUCCUUAAAUUAAAAAGGUGGAUAUGGAGAUAAAGUGUGCCUAGGAAGCAACCCCCCUCCCCCAUCUCAUUUCUCGCCUGAGAAUAGCAUAAAAAAAGGAAAAGGAAAAAAAAGCAGAAUGGCUUAACUACCUUUGUUAAUUUUUGCCUGAAAUGACCAACAAAAGACUGAAAUGAAGCGACGGAGAGUCGAAGAGUCAAAGCACAGAUUGUUUUUAGCUCGGACUGAAAUGAGUUUAUGCAAAGACGGAUGAAUACUGGUUUGUAUACAAAGAGCUUUUUUAUAUAUAUAUAUUUUUCAUCUUGUUUAGUUUUGGAUUUAAGGCCUUGCAAAAGCCUUUUUGAUUCAAGCUUUGAAUAAGAGGUCCGCUCUGCUGAUGUAUUCAUGCUUAUGUAAGCAGAUAUUGUUUAAUUAAUGAAUUAACGGCUGUUAUUCAGAGCAUUGUACUUCAGAGCAUUGUACUUCAAAUUGAAGUGAAUUUUUUUUUGGAACAGAAGAAAUAUCCGCGUCAGUAGCUAAUUCUACAGUCUCAUUCACCUUGUUAUUAUUAUUAUUAUUAUUUUUUUUUUUUGCUUCCUCAAUAGCCUAGAGGUCACACACCAAAAUUAUAGCAUACAUUAUUUUGUCCUUAUUUUAAACGAGCUAAUGUUUAAAAUUUACCUAGAAGGACGUUAUUAAACAGAAAUGGUUUUUUUUUGUCCCUAUUUCGGGUAAGAAGCAUCGCGUAUCAGGCCUGUGUGAUAUGAUAUGAUGUACUGAGUCCUGCUGAAAAGCUACUGUGUUUUAAAUGUACUGUAUGUAUUUGUAAAGAAAAAGAGAAAAGAAAUCUCAAAUUGUUUUAUAUUCUUACAGUAAACAUUAAAGUUGAUAUUUAUAUAAUUAAAAAAGGACCACUUGGUAGAUUUAUCUUGGCAGAAUUUGUUUUAGGAGGGUUUAAGGAUUGAUUAAUUAAUUAAUAAUAAAUAAUACAGCAGGCUUCAGCAUAUAUACAGUGGCAUGU